Juglans microcarpa x Juglans regia is the source of this 1643-nucleotide messenger RNA. RefSeq names its product organelle RRM domain-containing protein 1, chloroplastic-like. Lineage: Eukaryota; Viridiplantae; Streptophyta; Magnoliopsida; Fagales; Juglandaceae. The transcript has 9 exons. The coding region runs from base 134 to 1288 and encodes 384 amino acids. Gene Ontology annotation, cellular component: mitochondrion. The record is from RefSeq and is a predicted model, not a curated record. Gene Ontology annotation, molecular function: RNA binding. Gene Ontology annotation, biological process: cytidine to uridine editing; mitochondrial mRNA modification.
ACUCGAACACCGCCUUUUCGCCAUUUACCCGACAAAUUUCGAGCGCCUAGAAAUAUCAGCAAGACGGGCAGAUUCUGCAGAGAUAAAAAGGCAGAAAAGCUGAUAGCUUUACCAUUAAACCAUAACAGCGGCCAUGGAAGUUCUCUCCCCCUCAGCCGCAACCAUAACACCUCAUAUAUUCCCUAGAAAAGCCCACAAAAGCCAACCCCAAAAUCCCACUGUAAACAUCAAAUUUCCCAAUCCGCCGAGCAAAAGAAACCACCUUCAUCUCUCUUUUUCUUCUUCUUCUUUCAUUUCUUUUAUAUGUUUCUCUUCCACACCAAGUGCGACUUUAGCUUCAACUACAAAGACAUUUCUGACUCCCAGUGACAACCACCACUGGAUGGUGCUCAUGGAGGCUCCUCCACAAGGGGUCAAUUCCAAACCAGAAGUUAUUAACUAUUACGUUAAUACCUUAGCAAGAGUAUUGGGCAGUGAGAAGGAUGCUCAGAUGUGUAUAUAUCAUGCUUCUUGUGAUUCCCCCUUCGGCUUUUGCUGUGACAUUGACGAAGAUACUUCCCGCGAGCUCGCCCGUCUACCUGAGGUUUUAUCGGUUAGGCCCGACCCGGAUUAUAGUGCUGUUAAAAAGACAUACAGCUCACUAACAGGAAGUACUCUAUUGUUUCCUGUGGCGAAUACCAAUCACUGGCUUGUUCGGAUGGACAAGCCGGGGGUUGGAGUUGUUACAAAGGCACAAAUGGUUGAUUAUUAUGCUCAAGCACUGGCCAAGGUGUUGGGGAAUGAUAAGGAUGCUCAAAUGUGUAUAUAUCACGUUUCUUGGCGGUCAAACUUUGGGUUCUGUUGUGAGCUUGAUGAUGAAAGUGCAAGGGAACUAGCUGGUGUACCAGGUGUAUUAUCUGUACUGCCAGAUAAAAGCUUUGAGUCAGAGAAUAAGGAUUAUGGAGGAAAUUUACAGAGUUCUAUGGCUCAGGCAGAUUCUUCAGAAGCAAGUCAAACGUCAGCCCCUAUAAAAACAAAGAAACUAUUUAUUACCGGCCUGUCAUUCUAUACAUCUGAGAAAACCUUACGAACAGCAUUUGAAGGGUUUGGCGAGCUUGUUGAAGUAAAAAUUAUAAUGGACAAAAUUUCUAAAAGGUCCAAAGGUUAUGCAUUCAUAGAGUACACUACCGAGGAAGCUGCUAGUACAGCACUCAAAGAGAUGAAUGGCAAGAUCAUUAAUGGCUGGAUGAUAGUUGUUGAUGUUGCCAAGACCAAUCCACCGAGAUACAGCAGGAGCCGUCCAAGAUAGGAAUAAUCCCACAGAUAGAGACAGAGAGACAGAUGGCCCUUAAAAGUUUCAGGCUAUUGCCCUCAAAAGUGUUGGGACUAUCCUGCAAACCAGCCGCCACCUAAGAAAUCUUCUUUCGAGUGAAGCACUAGGGGUGCAUAUUACGGAAUGCAGCAUCUCUCUCUGUCUCAGUCACAUCCACAUGAAACUAGUUAUUAUAGAAUGCAUCGAACAAUUUCUUUUUGCAUUGAAAUUGAUGGAAGGACUUCCAUCAAUCCAGGGCCAUAGUUAUUCCGUAUUUUCUUGUCUCUCAAAACUAUUGAAUAGAACAUCAAUGUAUAAAUGUUUAAAUAUACAUCGUGAUCUGUUGCAAUUA